Molecule: messenger RNA, 3219 nt
Organism: Eimeria acervulina
Lineage: Eukaryota; Apicomplexa; Conoidasida; Eucoccidiorida; Eimeriidae
Exons: 3
Coding region: 1-3219 (1072 amino acids)
Biological process (GO): protein K48-linked deubiquitination
Cellular component (GO): cytosol; cell periphery
Molecular function (GO): cysteine-type deubiquitinase activity; K48-linked deubiquitinase activity; cysteine-type carboxypeptidase activity
Source: RefSeq, a predicted model, not a curated record
AUGAGAGCCCGUACACUCGAAGGAGGUUGUGGGGUGGCAGACACUACUAAGGAAGCAGCAGCAGCAGCAACAGCAGCAGCAACAGAAGUAGCAGAAGCAGCAACAGCAGCAACAACAGCAGCAACGGCAGCAACCGAGCCACCAGCAGCAGAAACAGCAGCAAUAGAACCACCAGCAGCAGCAGCAACAGAAGCAGCAGAUACAGCAUCUAUAAAAGACAGUGAGAGAUCUCCUGCUGCAGCUGCAGCACCUGCAGCAGCAGCAGCAGCAGCAGAAGCAAACUCAGCAGCUCUUCCCCUUCGGAGCCGCGCAGCGUUUGCUAGAAAAAGUGUACAGCAGCAGCAGCAACAACAACCGCAACAGCAGCAACAGCAGCAACAGCAGCAGGAGCAGCAUAAACGGCAGGAGGAGGAGGAGGAAGAGCAGCAGCAGCAACUGCUGCUGAUGCAGCGAGAAUGCCAGCACCCGCAAGCUGCACAGCAGCAGCAGCAGCAGCAGCAGCAGCAGCAGCAGCAGCAGCAGCAGGAACUGCAGCAGCAGCAGGAUGGAGGAGACACAGCGACUGCAGCAACGGCUCGGCACCAAGAGGCAACAGCUGCAGCAGCAGCAGCAACAACAGCAGCAGCAGCAGCGGCCGUCCCUCCAUCUGCAGCACCCGGGAGAGCUGCUGCUGUUGAGGAGAAAGGCGAAGCAGCAGCCUUGCCGCAAGCAGCAGCAGCAGCAGCAGCAGCACCUGCUGCUGCUGCAGUUGAGAAACACUCUCAAACUUCUGCUUCAGACAGCACCCCUAAUGGAGAUCAGCAUAGCAGCAGCAGCAGCAGCAGCAGCAGGGGAGGCAAUAACAAUAACAGCAAGAACAGCAGCAGCAGCAGCAGCAACAACAACAGCAACAGCAGUUCUGAGUUUUCGUGUAACGGCGUGAAGACAGCAGCAGAAGCAGCAGCAUCACCAGCAGCAGCACCAGCAGCAGCACCACCACAAGCAGCAGCAGCAGCAGCAGCAGCAGCAGCAGCAGCAGCAGAAGAGUGGUUCCCUACUAAGACAAUAUAUGCAUGUGGGGCCCCACGACGCAUUUUGCUGCAGGCGAACAACGGUGCAUGUCCGCUGCUCGCAAUUGCGAACACAUUAAUCUUAAAGGGUGAGCUGGAGCUUCCUCAGCAGCAGCAGCAGCAGCAGCAGCAGCAGGGGCAGCAGCAGCAGGAAGAGCAGGAACAGGAGCAGAGUAUCAGCAGCAGCGAGCUGCUGCAACUAAUCUCCAAAGUGCUGCUGCAGCAAAAUGCAGCUGCUGGUGAAAGCCCUGAAGCACAUGCCUUCACUGUCGCUGAUGCAUUGAAUUUGCUGCCGUCUCUGCUGCGGGGCUUAGACUUAAAUGUUUACUUCAGCAGCAUAUCGGGGAUUGAGUUUAGUGCUGCGCUGUCUCUGUUUGAUUUGCUGCACAUACGUCUGGUGCAUGGGUGGAGACCUGAUAGAGAUUCUACACAUCGUUCUCCUGCUGCUGCUGCUGCUGCUGCUGCAGCUGCAGCUGCUGCUGAUGAUGCUGCACAUGCUGCUGCUCGUGAUGCUGCUGCUGGUGGUGAUGCAACUGUGCAGCAGCAGCAACAGCAGCAACAGCAGCAGAACGAAGAGCCCAGAGAAGCCAGCCGUACCACCGCUACCAGCAGCAGCAGCAGCAGCAGCAGCAGCAGUGGGGAGAGCUGCUGCUGCAGGGCUUGCGUAAUAGAGAAGCUGAGUUAUAACCAACUCGUCGAGCGUGUUGCGGUGUAUAGGCAGCUCAUCCAUGAAAUGCAGAAAACUGAAGAAGGCGCCUUCUUGCUGCAGCUGCUGCAGCAAGGAGAGCUGCAGCAGCAGCAGCUGCAGGACAUCUUGCAGCAGCAGGAAGACCUGCAACACCAGCAGCAGCAGCAACAGCAGCAGGAGCAGCAGCAGCAGAAUCAGGAACAGCAGCAGCAACAGGACGACCCGCAGCACCAGCAACAGCAACAACAACAGCAGCAGCAGCAGCAGCAGCAGCAUGACCAAGUGCAGCACACGUGGGAUGCUGCAGCAAGAGCUGCUUUGCUGCUAGAGGGACGUCAUUAUGAAGACUUUCUGCUUAUGUCUGCUUCGCAGCUGACAGCAACAGGGUUAAGAGAGUUGAGACAGGGAUACACCCCAAGAGCAGCAGCAGCAGGAGCAGCAGCAGCAGAAGCAGAAGCAGCAGCACCUGCGCUGCCUUUAUAUGUACCUUGUGUGCUGUUUAUAAAUAAUCAUUUUGCUGUUAUUGUAAGGCGUCCUUCUGCUGCAGCAGAGCAGCAGCUGCAGCAGGUGCAGGAGCAGCUACAGCAGCUGCAUCAGCUGCAGCAGCAGGUGGAGCAGCAGCAAUUUUUGGAGGGGGAUGAGUAUGCACACCAGCAACAGCAGCAGCAGCAGCAGCAGCAGCAGCAACAGGAGGAAGCUCUGCUGCAGCAGCUGCAGCAGCUCGAGAGAGACACAGCAAUAUACUGUCUCUGCACCGACUUGGCUUUCAAGGAGACACCGCAAAUUGCGUGGGAAGAAGUAAAUAAUAUCAAAGGAGACAAUACCUUCUGCGACCACAACUUCAUGCCUAUUCAGGUGACUCCUGCUGCUCCUGCUCCUGCUGCUGCUGCUGCUCCUGCUGCUGCUGCUGCUCCUGCUGCUGCUGCUGCUGCUGGUGCUGGUGGUGCUGGUGGUGGUGGUGCUGCUGGUGCUGGUGGUGGUGGUGCUGGUGCUGCUGCUGCUGCUGCUGCUGCUGUUGCUGCUGCUGCUGCUGCUGCUGCUGCUGGUGCUGGUGGUGGUACUCGUGUUGCUGGUGCUGGUUCUGUUGCUGCUGGUGCUGCUGCUGCUGGUGCUGCUGCUGCUGGUGCUGCUGCUGCUAUUGUUGCUGUUGCCGUCGCCGCCACUGCACGUAUCUCCUCUGCUGCUGGUGCUGCUGCUGCUGUUGUUGUUGUUGCUGCUGCUGCUGCUGCAGUGGGGGAGUACCAGGGCAAACUCAGGAACGUUACAAUGGCAGCAGCAGCAGCAGCAGCAGCAGCAGCAACGCCUCCACCGGGAGCAACAGCAGCGGGCGAGGAUACAGCAGCAGCAACAGCAGCAGCAGCUGCUGCAGCAGCAGGCUUUAUUGCGUGCACAGCAGCAGCAGCAGCAACGCCAUCAGCAAAGCAGCGGAGGUGCUACAACCCAAACAAAGAAAACUCUGGGGUCCUGCGGGGCUCUGGCUAG